AUGCAUGGCAUCUACAAGCUGGCCAGGGUUGGCGGAGAACGUCCAAGUGCAUCCCACAACACAUUGUACUACUACAAGGGUCUCGAUCUGAACGCGUCUGUCGGCUAUUCGCCUUCGAUCCUCACCUCCUCCAACCAGACACUUGCCCACCAACUCUACUCGGAAUGCCACAUCAUCAUCACCAUCACUUUGAACAAUGACAUGGCACUUACGGAAUGCAUGAACCACGAUGCUGAGCUCCGACCAGUAGAUGUCACCUUUCAGCCCGAAUAG
Messenger RNA from Mycosarcoma maydis (corn smut), 273 nucleotides. RefSeq lists its product as uncharacterized. The record is from RefSeq and is a predicted model, not a curated record. NCBI's taxonomy places the organism in Eukaryota, Fungi, Basidiomycota, Ustilaginomycetes, Ustilaginales. The coding region runs from base 1 to 273 and encodes 90 amino acids. The transcript has 3 exons.